Messenger RNA from Phytophthora nicotianae INRA-310, 3626 nucleotides. RefSeq lists its product as hypothetical. The transcript has a single exon. The coding region runs from base 2583 to 3185 and encodes 200 amino acids. NCBI's taxonomy places the organism in Eukaryota, Oomycota, Peronosporomycetes, Peronosporales, Peronosporaceae. The record is from RefSeq and is a predicted model, not a curated record.
UGCGUCCAGAGCGAAAGUGCGGCCUCGAGAGCACCCAACGCGUACGUCGAGUUGCUACGCUGGCACGCACGCAAAUUCAAGCUGGUCGGGUCUCGCUUCGUCUGCUUCGGUGAACUACAUUGAAAAUUGGACUGCUUACACAAGAUCAAGAAUACGUAAUGGAGGAUGUCCAGCGAAUUCUAUCGGGCCCGCGCAGCGGAUGGAACUCUCACGACUCGAAAGGACCACCGGCAGCCUACCGAGACGUUAGUCAUCCGUGAAGGAACGAGAAGGAGCGAUACAUGUACUCACGUUGUUAUUAGAGAACCAUUACGUCGCGUCACCGAAGACGGCAUAAAUACACGUGCUGCUCUAUGAGAGUAGGAACUCUACGUUGUGCCGAGGGUCGACUCGGGGCUUGGUUUCCUGUACGUGUGCAUCGUCGACCUGGAUCUGACCCGUGGACGACGAAAUGUUGGCACCCGAAAGCACUGCGGAGACGUCGGCCAGGUCGCCCAGCGCUUGUUGUAGCGCGUUGACGAGGUCCCAUUCCGCGCUGAACCACGUGACGAUCCCGUUCGAAUCGAACGUGAAACGGUACUUGCCCUGGAUAUUGAUGAUGCUGCCCGACAGCUUCUGCGUGAGCUCCAGGUCGCCGUUUAGCGACGGAUAGAGCGUGACGACGCCGUCUCGCCGUGCGCGGAUGCUGAAGAUGGAGUCGACCACGACGACCGUGAGGUCGCCGACAGUUGUGACGUUAAUGGACAGCGGGUCGUACCUCGUGUACGCGAAGAAUUGGCAGAAUCGCCGCCACUGUGUGACCACGGUGUCUACGCCCACGUAGUCCGGACCGGUGGUCUCCGAUGUCAUGACGGCCCGCAGGUAUUGCUCCUGUUGGUCGAUAUGCAUCGGAGAUACGCUGUACUGGAACAGCCGGAAAUAUUCCAUGGCCACGCGAGCCGGCACACCGCCCGUCGUGCCGCGCGACGCGAAAAAAUUGUUAUCUAUUAGAAGUUUGUGACGCUGACGGUUGAGUGUAUCAACCUCUGCCGCCAGGUUCUGCACCUCAAGCUCGAGCGUGGUUAUCUUCUGCUUCUGCUUGGCGCGGUGGCGGCGUUGGUGGAGUUUGUAUUGAAGCCGGCGCCGUAGCACUUUUUCGUCUACUUCCUCGUCCAGGGCGGCGCCGGCACGGGCCUUGCCCUUACCGUUGCCUGAAGUACUGGCGGACGACGCGGCGUUCUGACUCAUACGGGAAGUUGAGAAGUGUCCGCCAAGUCGGGCGUGGCGUUCUUUUGGGGUGUUUCUCUUCAAGACUUAGGAGCGCGAACGAGAUGUGGAGAUUUCGGGGAGGCUGGUCCGUCCGCCCGGCUGGCUUGCUCGAUAGUGUAGGACAAUACAGGCGGCGUGCAGAGACCAAGGAGUUGUGGACUGCGAGUGGAGGGAGUGCGUGAGGCCUGGCUGGCUGGCUUCGCGAUCGCAAAUGGUUUGCAUAGAGCUGAUGGCGCCCAGCAGCAACACGCGUGCAAAUGUUGACAGAGGUGGACGUUUUGGCUGGCCACGUGGAUUUUUGGUGGAUGGGCUCUACUGACUCAGCGACAUACCGUGAGUCAGGAGCAGGAGAACGCCGUCGUCGUUUUUGGUUGAGUUGUUCAGGUCGGUCUUGCAGCGAAAUAGCAUGAGCAACACGGUGACCUUCACCAUUAAGUUGGUCGGCGUCUGCAUUGCUCACAUCAGUUGCGAAGUCGAGGCGGUCGCGGCCGGCCGUCGUGGUUGCUUGACCGCCUGACCUCCUCGGUGCUCCAUGUCGUUGAAGUCGUGUCGUCGUGGACUGCUCUCUGCGUGAUUGCCAGCAGGACAUUCACGCGUGUGAACUCGCGACUCGACCAGCAACCAAAAGCUGACAUCUGCAUUGCACGGGCCGGCAACGAUACCAAUAGCACUGCGACAGCUUGGCAUCUGCUCGCAAACGUCCAAACAGGAAACAUGAAGCAGCAGUUUACACGCAAUCUCGGUGGGGAAACCCGAUCUGCUCGUAAACAAACAGCAAAGGAUGGCAACGGAUGUGUCCGUGAGGAAGUCGGUCCCCACCAAAAAUUCGAUGCACAUCAAGAAGCUCACCGCGGACAACAACGGCUCUUUUGCCUCGCGAAGUUGCGAGCACUGCACACUCCACUGUGAAGCUCCAUAGGCCGGUACACUAUCAUGUGCUUAUGAGGCGGACUGACUCAUCGACGAUGGGAGUCAGCGUGGAAGCGCACACCAAACCGAAGUUGACCGAAGUGUUACAAACGGACCAGAACGUGCCAAGCAAGCGAGCCAGCACCAACGGAAGCCAGCAUUAUGUGAGUCAAGAGCACAUCCGCCGGGAUACGCCGUGUGAGUCUUCCAUGUGGAGCUUUGACUCGCUUGAAAAAUGUUGGCGAGCUUGUCCCAAUUGCACCCGCGAUGAGUCAGUGGCCGAUACAGUGUAUCAAACACUCCACAUAAUUCGGCCACUUUGAGUCAACUAAAGUCUGACUCAAUGCUGCUCCGCAAGCUACGAGUGAACCCAGAGGUUAAUCGCUGGCAACACCACUUGACCUGCUUUCUCCUAGAAGACCAGAAUGCUAAAAACACUCCGACGACGCCUAAAAUUUGGCAGCGGCUUUGCCGGGCUGUACGUUUUCCUAACCUUGUGGACUUCGUGCAAGCAUGGUCUCCCCUUGAUAAAAGGGCCGCAGCCUAAUGACGAACGUACGAAGACCGGGCACGGACUGCCUCCUUUUCGGUGCGGUGACCUCGCUUUGCGCACCGAAAGCGUCCGCCGUACAGUGGAGCGAGUUCGUCCGUCCAACUUCAAAGUGCUUUCGUCUCGCAAUCUCGCGAUCGAUUGCGCCCAACCUUCUCCAACGCAGAACUGCAAAACAAGUGUGUGUGUGUGUGCAAUGCCCUAUCACGCAGGGCUACUACAGCUUCUGCUGCUGCUACUAAUGGGCUACGCUUACUUGCGGAAGGAACUUCGCCGACUUCGCCGAGCCCUCCACGCAUCGACCAGAUCGUGCCGCGAAAUCAAUUCCGAGCGGAUGGUAGAAAUCAGUGAGUGGUGUAUGGUCUUUGUAGCCGCGAUGACGUCCACACCGUGGAGCCUCACAAGCAAAACACUGCGCAGCGUGAAAUCGAGCAGAGUGCAAAAUUUGCUGCAUACUCAAAAUUUGCAACCAAUUUGAAUGUGAGGCUUUGCACAAUAUGCAUCAAUGAAAUUCUGCUCUGGCAUCCCACGCCUGUUCGGAAACGCAUUGGCUUGACUCAUUGGAGCCGUUGACUCAUUCCGAAAGCUGUAGCUUCGUAGUCGCAACUGGCUGCAGCAUGAACUAUCGUUGACACACUCAUUUCCUGCUGGUUGCGAACAUAUUCUUCGAGAGGCGACGGUUUGCGGCUGGUUGCGACGCCGCUCGUAAUCCUGUCCCCAUGUGAGGGUGUCCAGAAGGCAGUUGUAUAGCGUUAUCCUUGCCUCAAAUUACUCCAAGCUUCCAGCUAAGCCAAAAUGAAGUAGAAUUCAUUCUCGAUUGCUAUCAACAGAAUGAACAUGGGCAUGACCAACGCCCGAAAAGGGUAACUAAAAAAAAUCAGAAAGAAUAUCGACAUAUUUCGGCAGAUUUUACACAAGC